Argentina anserina (silverweed cinquefoil) is the source of this 433-nucleotide messenger RNA. RefSeq names its product phytosulfokines 3-like. Lineage: Eukaryota; Viridiplantae; Streptophyta; Magnoliopsida; Rosales; Rosaceae. Gene Ontology annotation, biological process: cell population proliferation. The record is from RefSeq and is a predicted model, not a curated record. The transcript is spliced from 2 exons. Gene Ontology annotation, molecular function: growth factor activity. Bases 42 to 293 code for a protein of 83 amino acids. Gene Ontology annotation, cellular component: extracellular region.
UAAUACCAAGCUCUGAAUAUCCUCAUAGUAGCUAAGAAGAUAUGGCCACAGUAACUGGAGCCCUGUUCUUCAUAGCCCUCCUCCUCUGCUCUACAAUAGCUUCUUCAGCUAGACCAGAACCAGCUUUUUCAGCAGUAUCAACUAAUUCUGAGAAAACCCAACUUGCGGUUGUUGAAACAGAGCAAGCUGAUAUUGAACAGAGCUGCGACGGAGUUGGAGAAGAAGAGUGCUUAAUGAGAAGGACUUUGGCUGCUCAUAUAGAUUACAUCUAUACCCAGAAGACUAAACCCUGAACUUCCUUGUUUGUUAAUUCACUACUAUAUGUAUCAUGAUGGAAUACUUGUUAGCCAUAUAACAAGAGAUUUAAACCAUGCCAGCAGCUAGUCUUAUCUACUCUGUUUUCUGGGAAAUUGUGUUUGAAUUAUUGAUAUCA